This is a messenger RNA of Aspergillus steynii IBT 23096, 1393 nucleotides long. Its product is annotated as putative neutral amino acid permease. The record is from RefSeq and is a predicted model, not a curated record. The transcript is spliced from 10 exons. Gene Ontology annotation, biological process: amino acid transmembrane transport. Gene Ontology annotation, cellular component: vacuolar membrane. Gene Ontology annotation, molecular function: amino acid transmembrane transporter activity. NCBI's taxonomy places the organism in Eukaryota, Fungi, Ascomycota, Eurotiomycetes, Eurotiales, Aspergillaceae. Bases 1 to 1350 code for a protein of 449 amino acids.
AUGCAGUCCGUCACCUACCGGGCGCACGAUGCCGACCGUGAGGAAAAACACGAGAAGCGUGAAUACGAAGACUGUGCGCCCGCCUACGAAGACCCCUUUGGAAAUGAGGAGAAUGCAGAGGUCCAAUAUCGCACUUUGCACUGGUGGCAAUGCGGCAUGAUCAUGAUCGCCGAGACCAUCUCCCUAGGAAUCUUAUCUCUGCCAUCUGCCGUGGCGUCGCUCGGCCUGGCUCCGGCUGUCGUCCUCAUCGUCGGCCUUGGCAUCGUCGCGACCUACACCGGCUACGUGAUCGGGCAGUUCAAGUUGCGCUAUCCCCAUGUCCACAGCAUGGCUGACGCCGGCGAGGUCAUGCUCGGUCGCUUCGGGCGCGAACUGCUUGGCACCGCUCAGCUGCUCUUCCUCGUCUUUAUCAUGGGCAGCCAUAUCCUGACGUUCAUCGUCAUGAUGAAUACCGUGACGGAGCACGGCACCUGCUCGAUCGUCUUUGGCGUCGUGGGCUUGGUCUUGUCGUUUGUGUUGACGCUGCCACGCACGCUUAAGAAGGUGUCGUGGAUGUCGAUUUCGUCAUUCAUCAGUAUCGUUGCCGCGGUGUUAAUCACCAUGAUUGCAAUCAGCAUCCAACGCCCUGGCGAGGGCCAGAUCGACACUACCGUGGAUACAAACCUAUAUGAGGGCUUCCUCGCUGUGACGAACAUCGUAUUUGCCUAUGCGGGCCAUGUGGCAUUCUUCGGCUUCAUCUCGGAGAUGGAGACCCCUACGGACUAUCCGAAGACGCUGUACCUGCUUCAGGGGACCGAUACGAGCAUGUACGUUGUCACUGCCGUGGUAAUUUACUACUACGGUGGGAAAGAAGUCAAAUCGCCAGCGCUGGGCUCGACAAGUCUACUGAUUUCCAAGAUUGCCUAUGGCAUUGCCAUUCCGACCAUUGUGAUUGCUGGGGUGAUCAACGGCCACGUCGCGUGCAAGUAUAUCUACGUGCGGCUCUUCCGCGGGACAGACCGCAUGCAAAAGCGCAAUUUUCUCUCCCUCGGGACAUGGGUGCUGAUCGGGCUGGUGCUCUGGACGCUGGCGUGGAUCAUUGCCGAGGCGAUUCCCGUGUUCAAUAACCUCUUGAGUUUGAUUACGGCACUGUUCGCAAGUUGGUUCACAUAUGGAAUGAGUGGCAUUUUCUGGCUGUUCCUGAACUGGGGGCGAUACACUUCGUCGAAGCGGAAAAUCUUCCUGACGGUUAUCAAUGUUAUUAUCGUAGGAAUUGGGGGUUGUCUGUGUGGCUUGGGGUUGUAUGUCUCUGGCAAGGCGCUUCACGAUAACCCCAGCAGUGCUAGCUUCUCCUGCGCCGACAACUCAUGAUCAGGUGGAGUGGGAAACGCCCGAGAACCGAGGUUUAGUAAAU